Molecule: messenger RNA, 1533 nt
Organism: Aspergillus sclerotioniger CBS 115572
Lineage: Eukaryota; Fungi; Ascomycota; Eurotiomycetes; Eurotiales; Aspergillaceae
Product: Paf1-complex subunit LEO1
Exons: 4
Coding region: 1-1533 (510 amino acids)
Biological process (GO): transcription elongation by RNA polymerase II; positive regulation of transcription elongation by RNA polymerase II
Cellular component (GO): Cdc73/Paf1 complex; nucleus
Molecular function (GO): RNA polymerase II C-terminal domain phosphoserine binding
Source: RefSeq, a predicted model, not a curated record
AUGGCCACAGAUUCAGGGGCAUCAUUCUUUGUGCGCCCCGGCAUGCAGCAGCACUGGUCCACCGGCGCCGAGAUGCAAGAGUUAAGGGCCAGCAGCAACGACCUUCAUCGGCUGAAUUGUGCGCACCCCGUCCGAGCUCCCUCGCCUUCAAAUCCAAUGUCGUCGUCAGAUGAGGAUAUCGUCCGUCGCCCUGGGCGUGGCACAGGUGCCGCUCAACCAGGGAGCCCAUCUGCUAGCGAACACAGCGAGGUCCCAGCGCGCAGCCAAAGUCCCAUUGGCUCAGACGCGGGCAACGUGAACGGUUACGACGAUGCGGACCUGUUUGGCUCGGACGCCUCCGAUGGAGGGUUUGGCGAUGAUAAUGAUCGACCCCAACGGAGACUCGACGACGAGGAACUCGAUUCGGGAGAUGACGUGGAUCGCAACGAUCGCGUGGGAGAACCCAUGGAUUACGAAGGGGGCGCAGACUAUGAGGAGACGGUGAAUAUCAUGGACCUGGGCCUAAGUCGGGCGCCGGAGCCAGUGACUUCUAAUGGUGAGGUAUACACGAUACCGGUCCCCCAUUUUCUGUCCAUCGAAACGGAGGAGUUCAACCCGGAGACCUAUGUUGCGCCUCCAUUUGCGACGGCGGCCACGUCUCUCUGCUGGCGCCAUGAUCCCGAGGACGAAUCGCUCCUGCAGUCGAAUGCUCGAAUUAUCCGCUGGGAGGAUGGUUCCAUGACCCUGCAGUUAGCAUCCGCGCCGAAAGAGCAAUACCGGAUCUCGACCAAGCCAUUGGCACCUCUCAGCAAGUCCGGCGAGUAUGAUACCAAGCUAGAUUCGCACGUGUACCUCGGAGCAGCCGCAGAAGCCUCCUCGGUGUUCCGACUCACCUCCCACCUCACCCAUGGACUUACGGUUUACCCUACGACCAUGGAAACUGACGAUGCAGUGCAGCGUCUGCAGGAAUCGCUCGCUGCGGCCACCCGUGGUGCCAAGAAAACACUGGAUGGAUCGGCACCUGUUAUUGAAGUGAAGGAAGAUCCCGAACUUGCCAAACGGCAGGCGGAGAUGGCGGAACGCGAGAAAUUGAAGGCCGCUCGUCGCCGCCAGCAGCUACAAGACCGCGAGCUGGAUCGCGGCCGUCGCCACGGGUUCCCCCAUCGCACCGGAGGUGCUGGCCUUACCGUGGGUGGAUUGGAAGAUGACGACGGCCUACUGACGACCCGUGCGAAGAAGCCUCGCAAGCCUAACCGCCGGGGCGAGAUUUACACGGAUGACGAAGAAGAGUAUGACCGCCGCGGCCGGACUCGGGAGGAUGAGUACGACGAAGAUGACGGUUUCCUGGUUGGCAGUGAUGAAGAACCGGAAAUCGUCGACGAUGACGAUGAAGAGGAUGUUCUGGAAGAUGACGAUAUGGACGCCGAAGGCGACGAAGAAGACAUCCCGCCCGCGAGACCCAGACAGAAACGAGCCUCUCCCGAGGCUGAGAGGGGCACUCCCCCAACCCGGAAGAAGAACCGCUAUAUUGUGGACGAUGACGACGAAGAGUGA